This is a messenger RNA of Paramecium pentaurelia, 330 nucleotides long. The record is from the annotation of a GenBank genome assembly. NCBI's taxonomy places the organism in Eukaryota, Ciliophora, Oligohymenophorea, Peniculida, Parameciidae.
AUGUAAUUUAUUUUUCAUUUUUCACAUCUACUUGAAGUUGGUUUUGAAUGGGCCUUUGGAAAAACAAUAAGCAAUAUUUUAAAAGGAGUAGCAGAAAUUACUUUGCCAUUUAGGUUUACAGCAAAUGCAAAUAAAAAAUUAAAAAGGUAAUUGAAUGAUUUAAAAUGUUUAUUUGAAUAUUAAAAAAGAUUAAUUGAUUAAAAUAUAACCAAAAGUAUUUUUGAAAUGAACAUAGCUAUGGUUGGAGUAAUCAAAAAUUUUAAUCAUAUAAAAAAGACAAAAUUUAAAUAAUUAAAGAGCCAUCAUGGCUUUGUUAGAUAAUCACAUUGA